ACUAAUCACCAUUGAUUCCACCACUUACUCUGCUUGUUUAUUCAAUUAAUGGUUAAGUGCCAUUGUCAUGUGUUCAUGUGCUCUGGUUAACUGGACCUGUCAUGUUGAAGGUAGGUUGGUAGGUAGAAAUUAUAGUACUACUAUAUUGGUUUUGGAGCUGGUUGGCCAGUUUUAAUUUAAUGGGGCGGUGGUGUGGCAGGGCACCAGCAUUGCAUUUAUGCUUGGGAGUCCUUUUCCCUUGCUUUCCUGUGCUGUGCUAGCUAGGGUUCUUGAGCUUGAUGCAUGCAGGACAUGUUUGUUGGUUUACUUUUUCUUCAGAGUAGUAGUAGUAAGAUGCAGGAGGUACCCUUGAUAGGUUGAUUGCUUUUGGUGCAUUCACGUUGUGCCAACCACAAUGUUUCCCAAACCCAAAGGCACCUUCUAUUAUUAAGGUUCUUGCCAACAGAUUGACUAGUGCCAAUGUGUCCCAACUGCUGGGUUUUGUCAAUGUGUCUCACAUUUUUUUUAGUAAUACAAAAAUGAUAUAGAUUGAAAAAGUCCGGAAUCUUAUACUAUAUAGAUAUACAGAUCUCCCUCUUAUUCAGGACAGUGUACGCCCUUUUUAGGAUCUGCGCUGGUCAAACUUUUACAAGUUUACUCAUGAACAAGGAAAUAAUUAUUAGCAAAAUCAUAACAUUGAUUUUACUAUAAUCAUUUGUACAAUAUUCUUAUAUAAAGUUCAUUUAUUUUUAUGCAAGGGAACAUAUUUCCAUCAAAACUGAUGGUCAAAAUGGAAUCUUUAAUCCCACAAAAAGAAACUUUAAGAUUGUGUCACCUUCGUCGGUAGAGGCGCAGCAGGACGCGAGCGCGGCGCCACGGGCCGUGGACGCUGCCUCCGCCGAUCCGAUCACGCGGUGGCCGAUGUUCGCGUACCUGUGCGGAGCCAUGGUGUGCCUACUUACGAGCAGCGCAUGCCACCUGGUGCUGUGCCACUCGGAGAGAAUGGCGUACGUGACGCUCCGGCUGGACUACGCCGGCAUCGCCGCCCUGAUCGUCACCUCCUUCUACCCGGUCGUCUACUACUCCUUCCUCUGCCACCCGGGGCUCCAGCGGCUCUACAUGGGCUUCAUCACCGCCUUCGGCGCCGCGGCGGUCACGGCGUCGCUGGUGCCGGUGUUCCAGGCGCCCGAGUUCCGCCCGCUCCGCGCCGGGCUCUUCUCAUGCAUGGGCGUGUCGGGGCUCAUCCCCGUCGCGCACAAGCUCGUGCUAUACGGCGGCCGGCGGGAGGCCGCCGUGACUGCGUGCUACGAGGCGCUCAUGGGCGCGCUCUACGGGCUCGGCGCCGCCGUCUACGCGGCGCGCGUGCCGGAGCGGUGGUUCCCCGGGAGGUUCGACCUCGUCGGGCACAGCCACCAGCUGUUCCAUCUCUUCGUCAUCGCCGGCGCGUACGCGCACUACCUCGGUGGCGUCGAGUACCUCAAGUGGAGGGACGCCGACAGGUGCUGGUGACCGGCGGCAUGGCAUGGCUACAGUUGUACAGCUUCAUCUCCGGCUGAAGAUGGAGGGAUCUGGCGUCAAGAAACUGUGCAUUUUGUAGUGAAAGAGUACUAAGGUAUACAUACAUAGGGGAUUGUUUGAUUGAUGAAAUGGAUGUGAGGCGUAAUUUGUAUGAAGAGAUUAAGAGCUGCUUAGCACCGGACAAGCGACAAUCUUGUGUAUAAUUGAUUGGAACCUCUCCUUCAUGGUCUCGAAAGAAAAUGAGUGCAACUAAUGCUGUAACAAACAUAUGUAGAUAAACUUGGAUUCAGUGAUGAUUAUAUUCGUCAACUGAGCCUUGAGGAUCUCACUCAUAUCGCUCAGUUUGAUGGAAAUGUCAGGUUGUUUCA
Messenger RNA from Triticum aestivum (bread wheat), 1865 nucleotides. RefSeq names its product heptahelical transmembrane protein 4. Bases 901 to 1488 code for a protein of 195 amino acids. Gene Ontology annotation, biological process: response to hormone. Gene Ontology annotation, molecular function: signaling receptor activity. The transcript has 2 exons. The record is from RefSeq and is a predicted model, not a curated record. Lineage: Eukaryota; Viridiplantae; Streptophyta; Magnoliopsida; Poales; Poaceae. Gene Ontology annotation, cellular component: membrane.